AUGUCGUCAGCUGUAGCGGAGCUGGAGAACUAUCUCCAGUCCAUGCUGGCUUUGAAACCACCUGGCGUAUCAGGCUCCAAAAUUCACAGCAUCACCACAUUGUGCACCGCCAAUGUUCAGAAUGAAUCCGUUCUCAUCCAAAAGAUCUACACCCACUUCAAAAAGGCACCGGGCACCCACAAGCUGGGCGUACUCUAUGUCGUAGACUCUGUAACCCGACAGUGGGUAGAAGCUGCACGCAAAGCUGGUCAACCUCCAGGAAAUUCUGCUCCGGAUGGAACUUUCGCCGCGGGUGUCAACCGAGUCACUGAACUUCUGCCCGUGUUGAUGGGAGAUAUUAUAAACACGUCCCCACAGGAUCAAAAGGACAAGAUCAAGAAACUCAUCGAUAUCUGGGAGCGGGGAUGCACGUUUCCCCUUCCUAUGCUCGCCUCAAUUCGAGACAAGAUGAACACCCCUCAAAACGUCGAGUCCACCACCCCCGAAGGAUCACCUGCUCCCGGUUCGAAUCCACUGGGAGCGAGUGGUAACUCUGCAGCUGCUCCAGAUACCUCGAGUAUCUUAAAGGCGUUGGCCGAUAUGGCCAAGCAGAACACCGCUGCCCCCGCUGCUCCCGCUACGCCGGCCAACCCGCUCGCAGCUUUGAACCCCUCCGCCCCGUUGCCCAUCUCUUCUGCCGAUGCCUCGAUGCCCCCUUCCGCUCCUACCCAAUUCGCCGCUCCCAAUGCUAUGAACCCUUACGCUGCUCUGGGGGCUCUCGGUCAAAACCCCGCUUUGGGUCAACAACAAACUCACAGCCCGGCCCCGAACCCCAUGGCCCAGAACCCCAUGGCCGCCAUGCUCCCACAAGCUGCGACUCCAGCCAUGCCCGACGGAGGUGCAAUGGCGCAGCAACUUCAGCUACUUCAAAUGCUUGCCGCCCAGGGGAUACCUCAAGAACAGUGGGCCACCGCCCUACAACUCUGGACCAUGACAAACAUGGGCGCCAACCCGACCCAACCUGGUUUCAAUGCCAUGCCGGGAAUGCCCCCGAUGCCCGGAAUGCCUCCGAUGCCUGGAAUGCCCCCGAUGCCCGGUAUGCCUGGAUGGGGCCCGCAAGAUAAUCAAAACCGAGAUGAGCGCGAUCGUGACCGUCAAUACGACCGUUCCCCGGGAGGAUAUCGCCGUCGAUCGCGCUCCCCUGGGGCUGGCUGGGACCGACGCCGCACCGCCUCUCCCCCUCGUCGCCGUGACAGCCCUGUAUAUGGCGAAUACCACGGUGAAUCCCCUGGUCGUAGAGGCGAUCCUCGGGAUGCUCGUGGUCGUCGAGGCAAUGAGUACCGCCAGCGCAGCCCGGCUGGACGCCGACGCCGCUCUCCUUCGCCUCCUCGCAAUGAUCCCAACCUGCCCCCUCCGGGUCCUAAGCUCAUUGAAUGGGACUAUUCCAUUGGUCAAAACAACAUGAAAGUUCUCAGCCGCACCCUCUUUGUUGGUGGUGUCACCUCCUCCGAGGCAAAUCUGCGUGCCCUGUUUGGCAAGUUUGGUGUCGUUCAAACCUGUAUCGUCAAUGUCGACAAGCGUCAUGCAUUCAUCAAGAUGAUUACUCGCCAGGAUGCUAUAGCCGCACGUGAUGGAAUGGAAUCUUACCGCGCGGGAGAAAUGCAACUACGUACCCGGUGGGGUGUUGGGUUCGGUCCUCGUGACUGCAGUGAUUACCAGACGGGUGUUAGUAUCAUUCCGAUCGAACGCUUGACUGAGGCAGACCGCAAAUGGAUGCUCACUGCGGAGUACGGUGGCACUGGUGGCCGUCAGAUUGAAUCUGGCAUGGUGGUGGAGGAACCUGAUAUCGAGAUCGGCGCGGGUGUAUCUUCCAAGGCAAUCAGCCGUCGCAUCGCAACCGACACUGGUGGCAAGCGGGGUCCCAUUUCCACUCGCACUCAAGGAGACCGCUUCACCGGUGGUCGUCGCCCGGAGCGUGAUGGUUUCGGUGGCGGUCACAAUUCCGGUCCUCCUCAGGCUGACCGUGGUGACAUGAACAACACCAUGAACAACUCGGCCGUUCCCCCUGCUGUUCCCGCAUACGGCUUCAGCUUCCCUGGCAUGCCCAUGCUUCCUCCCGGUUUCAUGAUGGGUCAGGGUUCCAUGCAGACUUCUCAACCCCCGGCCCCCGGCCAGGGUGAGUAA
Molecule: messenger RNA, 2163 nt
Organism: Penicillium longicatenatum
Lineage: Eukaryota; Fungi; Ascomycota; Eurotiomycetes; Eurotiales; Aspergillaceae
Product: Nrd1 complex RNA-binding subunit
Exons: 4
Coding region: 1-2163 (720 amino acids)
Cellular component (GO): nucleus
Molecular function (GO): RNA binding
Source: RefSeq, a predicted model, not a curated record